Messenger RNA from Phaeoacremonium minimum UCRPA7, 372 nucleotides. Its product is annotated as putative small nuclear ribonucleoprotein lsm2 protein. The transcript has 4 exons. Gene Ontology annotation, molecular function: RNA binding. Lineage: Eukaryota; Fungi; Ascomycota; Sordariomycetes; Togniniales; Togniniaceae. Gene Ontology annotation, biological process: mRNA splicing, via spliceosome. The record is from RefSeq and is a predicted model, not a curated record. Bases 1 to 372 code for a protein of 123 amino acids. Gene Ontology annotation, cellular component: catalytic step 2 spliceosome; precatalytic spliceosome; U6 snRNP.
AUGCUUUUCUUCAGCUUUUUCAAGACGCUCAUCGACCAUGAGGUGACGGUCGAGCUCAAGAACGAUAUCCGCAUCCGCGGCACGCUCAAGAGCGUCGACCAGUACCUCAACAUCAAGCUGGACGACAUCAGCGUCGUCGACGAGCUCCAGUACCCGCACCUGGUAGGAAGCCUCUUCGCCGUGCGCGACGGCCGCGUGCCCACCGCCGGCCCUGUCCUGGCGCCCUUCGUCAUCUCGAGCGCCGUCAAGAAUGUCUUCAUCCGAGGAAGCGUUGUGAGAUAUGUCCAUCUACCAGCGAGUGCAGUCGACAUCCCGCUAUUAGAAGAUGCCACACGGAGAGAGGCUGCAAACCAAGCUAGCAAGGCGAAAUGA